UUAAAAUUAACAGCAUCACCUCAUUAUUGUCCUCUCUUUCUUGCCUGGGCUGGAUCACCAUUUCGUUGUGAAUGCAUUUGUUUUUGCAAAGUCGAUUUCGCAUCCCCUAAAUUGGUUUGUUUUUGCAUGAAAAUUCAAAAACAAUCCGAAACAGGUGUCCAUUUGUCUAUCGUCUAUUUGUAAUCUCUCGUGUCGCAAGAAGGAAUUCCAAUUUUAAUUACAAUUUGAUUACAAAAAGCAGGCGAACAGAGAACAAAGCGAAAUGAGUAAACCCGCAGCAAUGUUGGCACUGAGUAGUGCAUCAGGUGGUGUUGGUGGACAGGCAAAUUCAACUGCAACCAAAGUGAUUAAACGCUAUUUGGGAGCAUUUGACUUUGACUAUACAGUGGUAGCUCAAAAUACCGACACUGUAGUGCGUGAUAUCCUGCCGCCGAAUAAGUUGACCAAAGAUUUACAGGAGAUUGCCGAGGCCAAAGGAUGGACGGAGCAUAUGGCAGAGAUUUUCCGGCGGUUGCAUGAAGUGAACAUAAAACCAGAAAAGAUAUUGCAGACAAUACAAACCAUACCAGAAGUUCCGGGAUUUGUACGUAUGCUCAAGAGGCUCAAAACAAAAUAUGAUUGCGAUUUAAUUAUAAUCAGCGAUUCGAAUAGUAUUUUCAUAGAGGAGUGGCUAAAAUACCACGGUCUAAGUGAUAGUUUUACAAAAGUUUUCACCAAUCCUGCACGAUUUGAGUCGAAUGGUUUGCUUACCAUACAACCGUAUCACCAUCAAACCGAAUGUCGUCUGAGUUCGGCAAAUCUAUGCAAAGGCAAGGUAUUGGAACAUUUCCUUAUUGAACAAGAUUUGCGCUAUAAUCUUACCUAUGAACAUGUCAUCUAUGUGGGUGAUGGUAAUAAUGAUAUUUGCCCGGUUACUAAAUUGCGGCCCCGUGACAUUGCCUGUCCCCGUGAGGGGUUCUCCAUGGAUAAGACCUUAACUAAAAAUCCUCUGAAGUUGAAGGUGCGUUCGGAGAUAAUAAGAUGGAAGACAGGUUUUGAUUUAUUGGACAAACUGGAGAGGCAUAUAGAGAAAAAUAAGCCCACAAAUCCGCAAGAUACGAAUUCGAAAGGUGAAGAAAUUCCACAGCGAAAAAAUUCAACAACCACUGAGGUCCAUUAAAGUUGGAGGAGUAGAAUGUUGAAUGUUUUUUGGCGUGUGUGUGUGUGCUUCUGCUGAUCAAUUGCAUUCACCAUGAGAUUUCCAGCUCUAUAUUUGGAUGUUUUGAAUAAAUAUCACAUGUCUACAAAAGAAAACAUUUGAAAAUCUUCUCCUCCAAAAUCCAGAAAAAUAAUCAUUGUUUAUAUGUUUUAAAAUCUAUGUGUUUGUAUAGCUUUAUGUUUACAUGUGCUUGCCGUUGUUAUUAAAGAAAUCUUUUUUUCUCUAAAAGUAUUUGGAAAAAUCUCAAUAUUAUAUAUAUAGAAAAUGAAAAUAAUGCAGCUAAUUAGAAUUUAUGUUUCGCUAUUAAGACUUGUUUGCUUAUCAUCAACACAAUCAAGAAAUAUAGAACAUGUUAUAAUUGAACGUUUUUUGGUUUAAAUAAAAACAUAUUUAUUUUUUAGUUAUAAUUUGUAACAAUAAAGUAUUUUUUAGUUUAUAAGUACAUGAAUGUUAAUUUAGAAAUGUUGUGGUAAAGUUUAAUAUUGGAAAUGAAAUCCUUAAGGAUUUGAAUGAAAUUUGAAAAAAUAUUACAUCUUCUAUACACCUUAAAAUGUAAUAUCUGUUAUUUUUUUAUUGUGAGUAAAGUUUGCCGAAAAGAAAAUCUAGGUUUUUGCAUAGAGGGCCAAGGUAAAAUUCGCACUUACCUCAUACAACUUCCUAAUUUCCUUUAAAACACAUUAUUCAUUUUCGAAAACUGUUUGUCUCUCAUUAGGGUAAUAUUAAUUUCUAAUACUUUGCAAAAAGGCAAUUUUGUUACUUUCAAUGGUGUUGAAUAAUAAAAAAUAAACCAGGAAAUUAACCAAAAUACUCAUUUACAAAAUCUUCUUGAAGGCUUUCUUUGUAAAUAAUAAUAAAAUGGUGAAAUUAAUAUUUAAUUAUUGUUAAUGAAUUUUAAUAAGUUGUUUGAUUAUGUCUAAAACUUUUUUUUCAAAUGCAAAAAAAGAAAAAAGAAAAUGAAAAAUGGAAAAAAAAUGAAAAUGAGGCUGACCACCACCUCAAGCUCGAAUAGAAUUUCAUUUGUUAAUAAUUCUUCUUUCCAAAUUUUUUAUAUCUUGAAAGUUCUACUAACGUCUCAUUUAAGGUGUAUGGAAAUAUAAUUGAAAAUUAGAAAAUUAACAUAAAAAUUGAUUGAUAUUAAUAAGAAAACCACAAUUAUAAAAUAAUACUAAUAAAAAUGAUAAUAUGGUUGUUAAAUGUAAAAUGAGGCUAUUAAAAAUUGUAUUUAUGUAUGUAUGUAAUAUACAAAACAAAUUAUGAAAAUAAAGAGAUUUUAAUGU
Messenger RNA from Musca domestica (house fly), 2475 nucleotides. RefSeq names its product pyridoxal phosphate phosphatase PHOSPHO2. Bases 263 to 1159 code for a protein of 298 amino acids. Gene Ontology annotation, molecular function: phosphatase activity. The record is from RefSeq and is a predicted model, not a curated record. The transcript has 2 exons. NCBI's taxonomy places the organism in Eukaryota, Metazoa, Arthropoda, Insecta, Diptera, Muscidae.